Rotaria sp. Silwood2 is the source of this 330-nucleotide messenger RNA. Lineage: Eukaryota; Metazoa; Rotifera; Eurotatoria; Philodinida; Philodinidae. The record is from the annotation of a GenBank genome assembly.
AUGCGUUUUCGCCCUCCACGUAUUCAUGGCAUCGCAAGUACAAUCAAACAAAUAAAUGUUAUCAUUUUGGAUAUUGAUAUGAAUCAUCUUGUCAUAACUGAUCUACAAUUUCAAGUGAAAAUAUUCAAUGAAGUUGAAGUUGAUGCAUGUGUUGAUUACUUUAAAUUCGUGAUUACAGAUGUAUAUUUAUUAACGUCCUACACCUACACUACUGAUAACAUACUCAUUUCAAUGAUUCGUGAUUAUCGAGAAGUAACAUUGAUUUAUAUGUUCUGUAAAAAUGAACAAUAUCAAAAUUAUUCAAAACUACGAAGUAUUUUAACGACAUAA